Messenger RNA from Syzygium oleosum, 2338 nucleotides. Its product is annotated as putative UDP-glucuronate:xylan alpha-glucuronosyltransferase 3. Gene Ontology annotation, molecular function: glycosyltransferase activity. Gene Ontology annotation, biological process: xylan biosynthetic process. The record is from RefSeq and is a predicted model, not a curated record. NCBI's taxonomy places the organism in Eukaryota, Viridiplantae, Streptophyta, Magnoliopsida, Myrtales, Myrtaceae. Bases 213 to 2120 code for a protein of 635 amino acids. The transcript has 4 exons.
UCUUCUGCACUUAGCAACCUACGAGAAGAACCAGUCAAAUUCCUCCACCUCAACUACAAACAUAGACACAAGACUAUGUCAUUUUACAGAAAUUAGUUUCCUUUUCAUUUCAACUCUGUUUUCUUGGAGCUCUCUCUCUGUCUCUCUGUCUCUCUGUCUCUCUCUCUGUUGCUACUAUCUGGCUCACCUUACCUCCAACUGAAAAAACUGAAAUGAAGCGCUUAUCUCCUCCAUCAGCAGAAGAAUUAGAUAGAAGAUCAUUUCCGAGAAGCAUUUAUUCCAAUGACUUGGAAAAGGCCCACGAUUCAGCCAUCCAAUGUAGGAACUUCAUCUGCAAGAGCUCAACCAUGAAAAUGAUCCUGGUCAUCAUUUUAUUCGGGUCUUUCCUCACGCUCUACCGGUCCCAUAACUUUCAUUUGACGGAUGACGAUACUUUGAGCUCUCCUUCCUGGCCUCACGUCACUGCUACAUUGUCAAGAGAGAGUUCCACCGCCAGCCAUCGGUACACGUCAUCCCUAAAUAUCGAAUGGGAUCAAAUCUCAAAUGUGAUCGAGGAAUCUGUUGACAAGGACGAGUAUGAGGUCAUUGGCCUUCUGAACUUCAACAAGAAUGAAACCAAUCGCUGGAAGCAGCUGUUCCCUGAAUCCAAGCAAGUAGUUUUGCACCUGGACUCCGUCCCAGGGACCAUAACCUGGGAAACUCUCUAUCCCGAAUGGAUCGAUGAGGAACAACAUUCCCAGGUCCCAACUUGUCCUACCCUCCCUCAGGUUCACGUCCCAGGUAAACCACGCGUCGAUCUCAUUGCCGUCAAGCUUCCUUGUGACAAGUCGAGAAGGUGGUCGAGGGAUGUGGCUCGGCUGCACUUGCAGCUCGAAGCAGCAAGGCUCGCUGCCUCUGCUAAGAGUUACCGUCCUGUGCGAGUGCUUCUCAUGACCGAUUGCCUUCCCAUCCCGAAUCUCUUCACGUGCAAGGACUUGCUAGUGAACGAAGGCUAUGCGUGGCUGUAUGAGCCCGACCUCAACAAGCUGCGGGAAAAGGUUCUGCUCCCAGUAGGGUCGUGCGAACUAGCCUUACCUCUCAAGCCGAAAGAGCAAUUUCACUCGGAGAGAGCUCAUCGAGAAGCGUACGCUACGAUUUUGCACUCAGCUAAUGUUUAUGUUUGCGGUGCUAUCACUGCAGCUCAAAGCAUACGAACGGCAGGUUCCACGCGGGAUCUUGUAAUUCUUGUGGACGAAACGAUUAGCGAACAUCACAGAGCUGGGCUGGAGGCCGCUGGGUGGAAAGUCCACAUGAUCCAGCGGAUCAGAAACCCGAGAGCCCAACCCGAUGCCUACAAUGAAUGGAACUACAGCAAGUUCCGACUCUGGCAGUUGACAGACUACGACAAGAUCAUUUUCAUCGACGCCGAUCAACUGAUCCUUAGAAACAUUGAUUUCCUUUUCGGGAUGCCGGAAUUGUCUGCCACAGGAAACAACGGUUCCUUGUUCAAUUCCGGUGUGAUGGUGAUCGAGCCAUCAAACUGCACGUUCAAGCUGCUCAUGGACCACAUCAAUGAGAUUGAGUCCUACAAUGGCGGCGACCAAGGGUACCUGAACGAGAUAUUCACCUGGUGGCACCGAAUUCCUAAGCACAUGAACUUCUUGAAGCACUUCUGGGAAGGUGACAAUGAGGAGACGAAGCUGAUGAAGACACGUCUAUUCGGUGCCGACCCACCGAUCCUUUAUGUCCUCCACUAUCUAGGACUCAAGCCAUGGCUGUGCUUCAGGGACUACGAUUGCAACUGGAAUGUGGACUACUACCGAGAGUUCGCGAGCGAUGUAGCACACAGGACGUGGUGGAAUUUGCAUGACGCCAUGCCGGAACAUCUGCAUAAGUUCUGUCUGCUGAGCUCAAAGCAGAAGGCAGCUUUGGAGUGGGAUCGGCAGCAGGCUGAGAGAGGGAACUACACGGACGGUCAUUGGAAGACUAAGAUAGCGGACGAGCGCCUGAAGACGUGUACCGAGGAUUUCUGCUACUGGGAGACCAUGCUGCUACACUGGGGUGAAAAGAACUGGACUGAUGUUGCAACUGAUUCUUCAACAACACAUACGAAGAGCAAUCAAUCCCUUUCUUCAUCAUGACUAUGUUGUCAUGCGCUACUAAUGCAACUAAUAUGAAUACGGAUAAAUUAACAAUAAGAGAAAUUUCUAGCUUUCUUCAUAAUGGUUGAGGUUUGCCAAGUUGUAAAGUUAGACAUUACGUCCUCAUCCUCGACGAGCAUGAUUUUUCAACUUCGGUAUAUUUCAACAUGUCUCAUUUCACUUGUGCCUUCAGAAUACCUAUAAAUGAGCAUUUUAUU